CGCUGCUGGUCGAAGCUCGCCGAGACGACGGAACUCUGCGCGUUCUCCUCUAUGCGCCGCCGCUCUCGUCGGCUGGUCCAGCUCUCCAUAGCUUGCAGCUAAAUGGGAAACUAUCUGAAUUCUCCAACAGCUCUCGAGAAGAAGUGUGAACUCCAUUACCAUGUCAAUAGACCAGCAAGGAAACUAGCAGCUCGCAAUGAGGGGCCUCCAAAUGCUAAACUUGACGACCUUCCACAGGAUGUGCUGUGCACAAUUCUAUCAAAGUUACCUGCAAGAGAGGCUGUACGGUCCAGUGUUUUGUCGAGUGAGUGGAGAUAUAUAUGGACAGCUUGCCCCAGGCUAAGUUUCAAUCACAAUGAUGAUGUGCGCAGGCAUGGGGGCAAACCGAAUGCACAGGUGUUUGUUGACCAUGUCAAUGAAGUUUUGCAGAAGCACCGUGGCAAGGCCAUUGACCAUCUUGAGAUCAAGUUUACAUUUCAGAGCAAUCUAACUUAUCAUCUCAAUAACUGGAUCAGGUUUGCUAUCUCGUCCCAAACAAAGAAUCUAGCUCUUGAUUUGGCACCACCGUCCGAUUUUCUGAAGCAUGGGGAUCAUUACAGAUUCCCGUUUCAGCUAUUUGACAAGGAAAGUGUAUCCUGCCUAGAGUGUCUUCAAAUCAGCUUUGUAUCUUUCAAACCACCUCCUUCCCAGUUCAUAGGUUUCCCAAACCUAAGAAAGCUCGACCUCCAUUUACUGAAUACCACGAGGCAGGAUUUUGACACUAUCUUGUGCAGCUGUGAGAAUCUCGAGUGGCUGAGUAUAGUCAGGUGCCAGCUCAAGGAUGAACUCAAGUUUAGUCGACCGUUGUCCCAGCUGCGGUACUUCAGAGUUGAGCACUGCAACAACAUAACCAAGAUACAGUUUCAUGCUGCCAAGCUCUCCACCUUUAUGUAUAGAGGAGACUGCAUACCUAUUGCUCUCCAUCAUUCUAUAAAGCUGGAAAAGGCCGAAGUUAUUUUUCACGAUUUAACUUUUCAGCAUUGUACAGCUGCACUUCUCGAUGGGCUUCCAGGUGUACAAAACCUGACGUUGGAGUUUGCAUUCCAACGAAUGGAGACUACAUGGGUGUUAGAUAGCCGUCUAGUGUUUUCUCAGCUCAGGCAUGUACAGAUAGUGAUGAUUAUGUGUGAGGAAGAUGAGGACAAGAUUCUCUACAUAGUGUCUCUUUUGAGGGUUGCUCCGUUUCUUGAAAAUCUGGAAGUACAUCUUGAUGGCUCUUAUAUAUUGUGGUUUGCAAAGGGUGGACCUUCAAAACUAGACAUUCCAGCUUGUGGAUACAAAUAUCUAAAUCUGAAGAAUAUGCACCUUACAGGAUUCAGAGCAGCAAACAGCCAUAUUCAGCUCCUUUUGCAUGUUGUGGAAAAUGCGCCUGCGAUAGAUACCUUGACCGUGGAUACAAGUGCAAGACUAGUUGAUCUGCGGAAACCGGAGAAGAUAAAGCCAGGGCUCCGUUGUGCCGCCCUUGAUACUGUUAGGGGUUGUCUGCGUGAGAGGCUUCGGCCAGGUGCCAAGCUUUACGUUCUUUAGGAUAGACAGAAUCAUUGGGAGCAGGGCACACAUCAUUCUAGGCUAGGCAGAGUAGGAUGCCAUCAUACCAGCGUAAACCGGUCGU
Messenger RNA from Lolium rigidum, 1651 nucleotides. Its product is annotated as F-box/FBD/LRR-repeat protein At1g13570-like. Bases 103 to 1566 code for a protein of 487 amino acids. Gene Ontology annotation, molecular function: protein binding. The record is from RefSeq and is a predicted model, not a curated record. The transcript has 5 exons. Lineage: Eukaryota; Viridiplantae; Streptophyta; Magnoliopsida; Poales; Poaceae.